AUGGAACAAGUUUUAGAUCCAUCAGGAAAUAAGUCAGUUGCUGUACGAUUGGCACAUGGUGAGACACAGUUAGUUGCUGAAAUGAAAGAAUUUUUAAAAACUCAUGGUGUACGAUUGGAAGCUUUCGAAAAGCACAAUGAUGAGACUGAGGUGAAAGAAACAGAAGAUAAUUCCGUUGUUGUUCACGAAACAUCAGGUCAACGUAGUCGUUUAGAAUCAAAGUCAAGAUCAACUAUUCGUCAAUUAUCAGGAACUGCAUUUUUAAUAAAAAAUCUACCAGCUGGAACAACUGAGUUUGAAGUUAGAGAUUUGCUUAAACGGUAUACAAAAAGCUCUGUAACUGUUGAUGCUAACACUCCUUCAAUUCGUUCCGGAUUAAAACGUGUUCUAGUACCCCCUUUAGGCAUUACUGCUAUUGUAGAAUAUGCCCAUUCUCAACAAGCUCGGUUGAUGUACAAAGCACUUGCAUAUGAACCGUUUAGAGAUAGUGUUCUGUUUCUACAGUGGUUACCAGAUGGGGCUCUGAAAUCAUCCACUCCUGAUAAUAAUGAAUAUGAGGAAAUAAAAUCCGAAGAAGCUUCCACACAUAAACCGAAAAGGACGAAACAUGAGAAACCAUCUGUUGAUAAGGUUAAAAAAAUAGAGCAAUCUGACGAUGAAUUUGAACUGAUCACAUCCAUUCCAACUGAUAAACGCAAGUUCAGAGAUGAUCAUGAUGAUGAAGAUACAGUAGCAGUUAUGGAUCACUCAUCUCACCAUGACAAUGAAAACAUUUCAUAUCAAAUAUCAAAAUCUCAACGAGUUAAAAAAUAUUUAAAUAAAAAACAAAAGAUUGAACAAAUAGCUAACAAUAAAUCAAGUGAAUUGGAACUAAUCGACAAAUUUAUGGGACAUAAAAGUAAAAAAGUAAAAUUCACCAACGAUGUUAACGUUGAAUGUGUCAAUCAACUACACUCAAAUAAUGAAAAUAGGAUAAAUAAAUGUGAUACUACUACUAAUAUUAACGAACAACACAAAGAGGAAAUUAAUAUUAAAAAAUCAAUACCAUCAAAACAGUUGAAAAAGAACAAAAUUUUAAUUGUACGUAAUAUUCCAUUUCAAGCUACACAAAAAGAAUUGAUUGAGUUAUUUCAACCUAUUGGUGGUCUUGUCAAUGUUCGAUUACCAAAAAAACCAACUAGCGGACAUCGUGGGUUUGCAUUCGUUGAAUUCGACACAAUGGACAAAGCAAAAAUUGCAUUGGAGACAUUGGGCGUAGCUACGCAUUUAUUAGGUCGUCGUUUACUCAUGGAAUAUGCACAAAUGUAA
Molecule: messenger RNA, 1308 nt
Organism: Schistosoma mattheei
Lineage: Eukaryota; Metazoa; Platyhelminthes; Trematoda; Strigeidida; Schistosomatidae
Source: the annotation of a GenBank genome assembly